Molecule: messenger RNA, 3340 nt
Organism: Homo sapiens (human)
Lineage: Eukaryota; Metazoa; Chordata; Mammalia; Primates; Hominidae
Gene: PACSIN2
Product: protein kinase C and casein kinase substrate in neurons 2
Exons: 11
Coding region: 406-1749 (447 amino acids)
Biological process (GO): plasma membrane tubulation; actin cytoskeleton organization; caveola assembly
Cellular component (GO): cytoplasm; cytoskeleton; caveola
Molecular function (GO): cytoskeletal protein binding; lipid binding; protein-macromolecule adaptor activity
Source: RefSeq, marked reviewed
AGAAUUCAGCUGAGAGACAGAGGUCAGACAUGCCAGCAGGGUUGGAAAGAGGCAGGUACGGAAGCUGAGCUGCAGAGUUAGCCGGCAUCUGACAGAAAAAUGUGAGUGUGCUGUGGAAGGCUUGCAUUUCCUUUAAGGUAGACCUCUUUGAAAGUAGAAUUUUCACGGAAUUGUUUUCUUUCUCACUGAGUGACUGAUUUAACAGAACUCUCACCUUCUAUGCAAGCGCACCUAGUUUUAGAGCUCCGUGACGGCAAUGUUCAAUUAGUUCAUUAUUAACUGAGCAAUGCAGAAUGCUUUAUCCAGGGUGCUUGGAGAAGAUGUCAGAGUUUGUCUACAGAUUUUGAGCGUUCGAAGUUGACCCCUGACUAAGUAUACUUUGCUGCUCCCUCAGCCUUUGAAAAAAUGUCUGUCACAUAUGAUGAUUCCGUUGGAGUAGAAGUGUCCAGCGACAGCUUCUGGGAGGUCGGGAACUACAAGCGGACUGUGAAGCGGAUCGACGAUGGCCACCGCCUGUGCAGCGACCUCAUGAACUGCCUGCAUGAGCGGGCGCGCAUCGAGAAGGCGUAUGCGCAGCAGCUCACUGAGUGGGCCCGGCGCUGGAGGCAGCUCGUGGAGAAAGGGCCCCAGUACGGGACCGUGGAGAAGGCCUGGAUGGCCUUCAUGUCCGAGGCAGAGAGGGUGAGCGAGCUGCACCUCGAGGUGAAGGCCUCACUGAUGAACGAUGACUUCGAGAAGAUCAAGAACUGGCAGAAGGAAGCCUUUCACAAGCAGAUGAUGGGCGGCUUCAAGGAGACCAAGGAAGCUGAGGACGGCUUUCGGAAGGCACAGAAGCCCUGGGCCAAGAAGCUGAAAGAGGUAGAAGCAGCAAAGAAAGCCCACCAUGCAGCGUGCAAAGAGGAGAAGCUGGCUAUCUCACGAGAAGCCAACAGCAAGGCAGACCCAUCCCUCAACCCUGAACAGCUCAAGAAAUUGCAAGACAAAAUAGAAAAGUGCAAGCAAGAUGUUCUUAAGACCAAAGAGAAGUAUGAGAAGUCCCUGAAGGAACUCGACCAGGGCACACCCCAGUACAUGGAGAACAUGGAGCAGGUGUUUGAGCAGUGCCAGCAGUUCGAGGAGAAACGCCUUCGCUUCUUCCGGGAGGUUCUGCUGGAGGUUCAGAAGCACCUAGACCUGUCCAAUGUGGCUGGCUACAAAGCCAUUUACCAUGACCUGGAGCAGAGCAUCAGAGCAGCUGAUGCAGUGGAGGACCUGAGGUGGUUCCGAGCCAAUCACGGGCCGGGCAUGGCCAUGAACUGGCCGCAGUUUGAGGAUGAAGAGUGGUCCGCAGACCUGAAUCGAACCCUCAGCCGGAGAGAGAAGAAGAAGGCCACUGACGGCGUCACCCUGACGGGCAUCAACCAGACAGGCGACCAGUCUCUGCCGAGUAAGCCCAGCAGUGUGAGCAGCUACGAGAAGACCCAGAGCUAUCCCACCGACUGGUCAGACGAUGAGUCUAACAACCCCUUCUCCUCCACGGAUGCCAAUGGGGACUCGAAUCCAUUCGACGACGACGCCACCUCGGGGACGGAAGUGCGAGUCCGGGCCCUGUAUGACUAUGAGGGGCAGGAGCAUGAUGAGCUGAGCUUCAAGGCUGGGGAUGAGCUGACCAAGAUGGAGGACGAGGAUGAGCAGGGCUGGUGCAAGGGACGCUUGGACAACGGGCAAGUUGGCCUAUACCCGGCAAAUUAUGUGGAGGCGAUCCAGUGAUGAGUCGGGGACAGGCCAGCGGGGGGACGGAGGCGGCGGGCCCAGGAGCCUCAGCCAGCCACGUGGGCAUCCACUCCUUUUCCUGCAAGAGAUGAUGGUUCCAUUGCUCUUGGCUUCAUGGUGUUCCUGGAAGGCAGAUGAGCUGGUCAUUUCGCCUGGGACUCGGCACCUUUCCGAGUGCAGCUGGAGGGAUCUGAGCGCAGGAAGACGCAGAACAACAGAAAUAGCCGCCCCUCCCCGCCCACUGUGCCUGUUGGCCUAUCAUAGAUCUCUAUGUUCUUGACUUUGUCUCUCCUUUCCGAGUCAAUGGUGGGUUACACUGAUCUUGUUCCACUGAUUACUCUCUCUGACGAGUCCAUCACCUGCAACUUAAAUGAACAAGCUUACAUCCCAUUUUGAGUGAAGAUUUUGAGGUUUUUAAUUUAAAGGCUGUGUACAGUUAUACUUUUUUAUACACCUGUUCAUUUCUACUUAAAUUAUGGCACAGAUUGAUGCGCACCAGUCUUGAGGAAACGAUCUCCCUAUUCCCUUACCCUGUUACUCAGCCACGCCGUGUGUAGGCUUAGCCUCAGGUGGCAGAUGUUUGAGGAAAGGAAUUAUGCCAGGAAGGUGGGACCGGGUUAUGGUCGGGUUUCUAUUGGGAAUGCUCUUUGUGCUUUUGGGCAUCUGAAUGGAAGCUUUACAUAGAACCUUAGGUAGAACUCCCCCAAAUCGCCAUAUUUAAAAAUUAUUUUCACUCUAUUCUUGCUUAAAACUGUACUCUUUUGCAAAUUAACAAUUUUAUCACUGAUUCAGAGUUAAAAAGAAGACUAACUUUUCAAGCAAAUGCAUCUGUAAAGAUGCUUUAGAUUAGACUGUCAUGUCUCAGUGUCUAUCUGUAUAUAUUAUUUGAUAUUCAGAGAAUCUAAAGCACUCGUCUACUGUUUUAAUGAGAUUUAACAGCUUUUAACAGUGAGUUUCGUUUGUAAACUGCUUGAAGUCUGUGGCAUUCAGGCACACGUCUGGCUGGCCGGCUGGGUCUCCUCCCGGGCUCAGUGGGCCUGGGGCCUCUCUGACGUGGUGCCUGCUGGAGGGAGGCUCGUCGUCACCAGCUGACUGCUGGUCCGGCUUCUGACCGGCCUUUGUCCUGGCUCCGUAGCAGAACACUGUAAAAGUGCCCGCGUCUUUGCAGUAGUUGCAGAUUUCAGUCGUCGUGUUACUUGUGCACAAACAGAAGCUGGGUCUUACCCGCAGCACGAGUGUCUCGGGCUGCCCGGAGUCGCCCGGGAGCAGGUGCUGCAGCCAGAGUUACGCGGGGGCCACGCGGGCCGGCGGGGGUGGGGGGAACGUGGGGGAACCUGUGUUUCACGUGACUCAGCAGUGCCCGCCGCCGUCACCAGCUAUGCAUUCACUCCGUUUCCAGUGAGCAGAUGUCUUGCUUGGAAAGUGGACCUGUGUCUGUGUCUGUCCUGAGAACUUACCAGCAGAAAUCCUCAUUUCUGUGCUACGGAUUUACCAAAAAUUGUCAAGUCUUUUUCAGUUUAACAGUUCCUUUACAUGUGUAGUAUUUGAGGAAAAAAAUCAAUAAACAGUUGAUCUCGUGCAUAUGGAA